UCACACAUUCUGUGAACACUAAACCCGAAUUGCCUGCGGCUGAGAACACCAAAGGCUUUGUUUAGUAUCUCCGACGAUCUAUCAUAUGGAAUUGCGUCCCGGGUUUCGAUUCAAUCCUACCGACGAAGAGCUUAUUAUUCACUACUUAUACCCAAAGGUUGUGAAUAGUAAGUUUUGCGCAGAUCAUAUUGCCGAGAUUGAUAUGAACAGAUUUGAACCCCGGGAUUUGCCAGGGACGGCGAAAAUGGGUGGAAAAGAACGGUACUACUUCUGCCUGAGAGACAGGACGCAGCCGCUGGAGCUGAGAACCACCGGUGCAGGGCACUGGAAAGCGACAGGCAAAUUGUCUAAGAAGAUUUGCAGAGUUAAAGCCAACUUGGUUGGGUUGAAGAAGACUCUGGUUUAUCAGAGUUCAGCCGGAAGUGAAGAGAAAAACUGUGUAAUGCAUGAAUACAGAUUAGAGGGCAUCAAGAACUCCAUGCGACAUCUUCCAGAAAACGCUAAGAACGAAUGGGUGAUAUGUAAAGUGUUUUGGAAGAGCUCUGGCACUUUAGUAGAGUCUAUUAAUAAAGAUGAUAUUAAGAAGUGUUUUGGCAAGUAUCUUGAUGACGCUGCUAAGGAGUGUGGAGUUAGCAGAUCUACUUUUAAACGGGCAUGCAGAAGGCACGGGAUACAAGGAUGGCAAUCAAAGAAGAGAAAGAAAGUGAACCAACAUGAAUAUGAACAUCAUGCUAUUCAAGAUGAUCAUCAAUCCAGCAAUUUGGGUAUAGGGAAUGGUAUAAUGGCAUCAAGUUCUUUGUGGGUUAAGGCGGAACACGACAAUGACGUUGUCAUGUUUGUGCUCCCCAAUGCAACUGUGGAUGGUUUGAAGAGAGAGAUUUUAAAGAGAUUCAAACUGGAACCUGAAACUCUAAAAAUAAGGUACAAAGAUGGAGAUGAAGAAAUGGUGAGCGUGGCUUGUGAUGAGGAUUUACAUUACUGCUUGGAAUUUUUCAAGACUACAGAGAAGGCCGCCGUCAGAUUUUCCGUUUACAAAGAUCAGAAUUGAAGCCAUUUAAAUCAAAUCAAAGCUCAGUU
This is a messenger RNA of Ipomoea triloba (trilobed morning glory), 1077 nucleotides long. Its product is annotated as NAC domain-containing protein 71-like. Bases 86 to 1048 code for a protein of 320 amino acids. Gene Ontology annotation, molecular function: DNA binding; protein binding. The record is from RefSeq and is a predicted model, not a curated record. The transcript is spliced from 4 exons. Lineage: Eukaryota; Viridiplantae; Streptophyta; Magnoliopsida; Solanales; Convolvulaceae. Gene Ontology annotation, biological process: regulation of DNA-templated transcription.